AUGGAGAAUGCUGUGGUGGUGUUUGCGAGGAGGGGUUGUUGUAUGGGACACGUGGCGAAACGGCUGCUACUGACACAUGGCGUGAAUCCAUUGGUAGUUGAGGUUGAUGAAGAAGAUCACAACAACGAAGACAAUAUCAUCAUAAGUGAAUUAGGCGAAACCGUGAUUAAUAAAGAGAAAUUGCCAGUCUUGUUCAUAGGAGGAAAAUUGUUUGGAGGACUGGAAAAUCUCAUGGCUGCUCAUAUUAAUGGUGAUUUAGUGCCUACUCUUAGACAAGCUGGGGCUUUAUGGCUUUGA
Molecule: messenger RNA, 297 nt
Organism: Arabis nemorensis
Lineage: Eukaryota; Viridiplantae; Streptophyta; Magnoliopsida; Brassicales; Brassicaceae
Source: the annotation of a GenBank genome assembly